UUGUUAUAUAAAGAAGGCAGGAUCUGCUAUUCCCUGGAGUCUGGAAUCACUACAAUCCUGAGGCUUGUAUUUAGAAAUCAGUCUACGAGGAAGGCGUGGAUUAUUGAGAGGGUUGCACGGUGAGGGGAGGACUGAAAGUUGGAAUUGGGUUUUCAGCCAGGCUUGGGGAACACUGAACAUGGAGCAGAGUCCAGAGAUCGCCAUUGAUGUGUGACGUUUUAUGGAGCCCGAGAUGUCAGCAGCAGCAGCCCAGCUACUGGCCUCAGUUGGAACAGUCGUCACUUCGUUCCCAGAGGCUAUGAACCCCAAUAAGCGCGGCCGUGUGACUAACCAGCUCCAGUACAUGCUGAAGGGAGUGGUGAAAACACUGUGGAAACACCAGUUUGCCUGGCCCUUCCAUGUCCCGGUUGAUGCUAAGAAACUUAACUUGCCGGAUUAUCAUAAAAUUAUCAAGCAACCCAUGGAUAUGGGGACAAUAAAGAAACGGUUAGAGAGCAAUUAUUACUGGAGUGCAAGUGAGUGCAUGCAGGAUUUCAACACCAUGUUCACCAACUGCUACAUCUAUAACAAGCCUGGCGAUGACAUUGUGUUGAUGGCGCAGACUCUGGAGAAGAUCUUCCUGCAGAAGGUUGCUCAGAUGCCUCAGGAGGAGGUGGAGCUAAUGGCCUCAUUACCAAGGGGCAAAAGUCGAAAGCAGCCAGGAGUACAGCAGGUGGGGGCAGUGUCUUCAGCCAGUGAGCCAACUGCCUUCUCAGAAGCCCCUACCACAGCCUGUCCUUCUCCCAUCAUUGUCUCCACUGUGGUGCCAACAGCUUUGCUCAGUCAGGUCACAGCAGCUCCUGCUCAAUCGUCCAGCUCGGUGAUGCCAGUAAUUCCUCCAGUGACGCAGCUAAUUACUAAGAAAAAGGGUGUGAAACGGAAAGCAGACACUACAACUCCCAGCACGUGUGCCAUGACUGCGAGUGAGUCCCCUCCUCCAGCCUCAGCAGAACCCAAACCUUCAAAGCUGGCAUCCCGACGAGAGAGUGGGUGUCCCACCAAACGAGCAAGGAAGGAAGUGGAGGAGAUGGAACUCCAGCCAUCCCUGGGGAAGAAGGGGAAACUGACCGAACACCUGAGGCACUGUGACAGCAUCCUGAGGGAGAUGCUGUCCAAGAAACAUGCAGCCUAUGCGUGGCCUUUCUACAAACCUGUGGAUGCUGAGGCCCUGGAACUGCACGAUUAUCAUGAAAUCAUUAAGCACCCAAUGGAUCUCAGCAGUGUGAAAGUACGUUAG
Rhincodon typus (whale shark) is the source of this 1276-nucleotide messenger RNA. RefSeq names its product bromodomain-containing protein 3-like. Lineage: Eukaryota; Metazoa; Chordata; Chondrichthyes; Orectolobiformes; Rhincodontidae. Gene Ontology annotation, cellular component: chromatin; nucleus. The record is from RefSeq and is a predicted model, not a curated record. The transcript is spliced from 6 exons. Gene Ontology annotation, biological process: regulation of DNA-templated transcription; chromatin remodeling. Bases 221 to 1276 code for a protein of 351 amino acids.